AUGCAGAUUCUCGGCAUUAGCCGAAACGCCACACAAGAGGAGAUAAAGAAGGCCUACAAGAAGGAGGCCAUGAAGUGGCAUCCUGAUAGGCAGCCGCCAGAGAAGCGAGACGAGGCUCAAAAGCGCUUCACCGAGGUGGCCAACGCCUACGAGACGCUCUCCAAUCCCGAAAAGCGCAGUGCCCACGACGUUGGCGGAGGCACGAAUGGCUUUCCUGGUGGUUUCCAUGCUGGUGGAAACACUCAAGGUGAGUCUCACUUUGGCGGCUACAACUGUCAGGUGUUUAAGAAGUUGGCAGUGAUGCGGCUGCGAGCCAUGGAUAUCAACUCCGUGCAAGACGGCACGGAUACCAACUCCGUGAAAGACGGCACGGAUAUCAACUCCGUGAAAGACGGCACGUCGGAGGAGCCCACUUGCCGAUGUCUGCACAUGCCAGGCCGCGCUCGAGCGCCGAUUCAGCGAUCCACAUCGCUGCACAGAUGUCGUUCGAGCAACAUGGUGUCCAUCAUGCUGAUGGUGGCAUCCAUGCACGCAGUACCUUCGAUACCUUCCCUACAUGAAGCCUUUGUCUCUGGCGUUGCAGCAAGAGCCAGCGCACGGCAGGUGCUGCCAAGGCUGCAAAGGCCACCGCCAAGCCUGAGAUCUGAUAGCCUUAUGUCCAUCCGGCGAUCGCCGGAGAUCGUGGCUUUGUCUGCUCUACCGUUCUCUCCGUCCAGUUUGUUGGCGACCUUGGGCCCCUUCGGCUUCUUUGUAGCUGGUGGCCUUUGUUCGAGCUUCUCGCAUGUACUGGCGACACCGAUUGAUGUCAUUAAGACGUCCCAGCAGGCGACCGAAGAGAGGGAGGGUCGAUGUCCGGGCAUGCUGAACAUGGCGAUGAAGCUCGUGAAGUCACAUGGACCACAGAAACUCCUCAGUGGGGUUGGCGCGACGUUUACUGGAUACUUCCUGCAUGGUGCUUUCAAGUAUGGCCUGUUCGAGAUGUGGAAAUCCAUCUUUCGGAUUCAUCAAGUUGUUUCCGUGGCCGGGCACAUCAGCUUGCUGUGCAUAUGCGCUCUUCUAGCAGAGAUGCUGGCAACUGUCGUGUUAUGUCCGGCGGAAGCGGCAAGAAUAAUGCUUGUUGCAGAUCCAUCGUUCAUGGAGCCAACAAGACAGGCGUACGAACGGUUCUGUAAGCAACAGAAGAGAGGCAUGCAUGGUAUCCAUCAGAUUCUAACAAUGUUUGGCCUGAAUACAUGGCUGGCACUACAACAGCUUCGCAGCGAUCAGGGUGUGUGGAAAGGCUGGUUUGGGGCUUUGGUGCCAUUGUUGAUGAAGCAGUGUUCCUACACAGUCGCAAAGCUGGUCACCUACGACGUGAUGUCCGACUUCUGCAGCCUCUUUGUCAACCCAGUGCUUGCAAGAGUCUUAGCAGCCUUUGGUGCAGCAACGGCAGCGACACUCGCGUCCCAGCCUGCAGACACUGUAUUUACGUGCAUUUCUGUAGAGGGGGGAUCGGGCGAGUGCCCUGUGCCCAUGGACGGCGACUCCUUCUGGGACGACGAACCACCAAGUGUGUGGAAGCAAAUGAGAGACGCGACGAAUCGGCUGGGCAUUGCAGGUUUGUUCUCUGGAUGGCAAACUCGCAUCUUCCAGAUGACCCUAAUCGUUACGGUGCAGCUGCUGCUUUACGACACGAUUCGUCCCAGACUUUGA
Messenger RNA from Symbiodinium necroappetens, 1692 nucleotides. NCBI's taxonomy places the organism in Eukaryota, Dinophyceae, Suessiales, Symbiodiniaceae. The record is from the annotation of a GenBank genome assembly.